AUGAGAUCACAACUCGUAAGCGUACCGAAACACAUUCGUGUCCGUACAUUCACAACCACUCCCGUUGCACAGUCAUGGCUUGGAUCAAUAUUUGGUAAAAACAAAAACCGAAUCACCGACAAGAGACGCGAGGAGAUUAUUGCACAACAAGAUGAGAUUGCUGCAAAGGAAAAAUCAAUCAAGAUCCGUCACUUGACUAAGGAAAACUCGCCAGAGUUUUUGAAACAACUUGAGGAGAGCAAAGUUGAGAGAUCGUCUUUGGUCAAGAAUUGGAAGUCUCGUAACUUGGCGCCAUCGCAAUUGGAAGAAACGUAUAAUGACAAGGUGCAAUUACAAGGAAUCGUUCAGAAAGUUUAUAAAGAUGUUCUUAUCCUCGAUUUAAAAGCAUCUGCCAAGACAGACAAACCAAAAUUUAGCGACUUUACUCUGGUGGACGAAAUCUUAACACAAGUUGGCGGUGUCGAGAGAUUUGAACAAUAUGGUUUGGAAAACUUGGACUUGCGUUUUGAGUUGGUUAAAAAGUUACAAUCUAGUUUGGGAAUUGAAUUGAAUGAUUAUACAAUCAGUAAGUGUCACAAUUUGAAAGACUUGUACGUGGAAAUUGAAAAUGUCGUUAAUACAAGAUGGAAAUGGGAAAGAAACCCCAAUGCCAUUGUGUUGAGGAAAGAGGACUUUACAGCACCAAACAUUCACUUGAGUGAAGAGAGAACAGAACAAGAAAAGAUGGCCGAGUACCAAAAGAUUUUGCAACAAAUGAGAGCUGCUGACCUGGCGCACUUGGAACACGUGAAAACCCAAGAGGCAUCCUAA
Lodderomyces elongisporus is the source of this 810-nucleotide messenger RNA. Its product is annotated as mitochondrial 54S ribosomal protein YmL13. Gene Ontology annotation, cellular component: mitochondrion. Lineage: Eukaryota; Fungi; Ascomycota; Pichiomycetes; Serinales; Debaryomycetaceae. Bases 1 to 810 code for a protein of 269 amino acids. The transcript has a single exon. The record is from RefSeq and is a predicted model, not a curated record.